UUGUAUUGUUAUAAUUUGUACCGCCGCGGUCGGACGCGUCUCGUCUCACUUCCUCCUACUAGGGUAGAUUAGUAUUUAAAAACAACUAUAUAAAUAUAUUAUAUUCGGGGAAAACAAUCGGUGGACCAGCAGUUUGAUUUAUGUUUACGUGUAAUUUGUCCAUGUUUAAAGUAGUCAAAAGUUGAUAGAAGCCCCGCGCGUCCCCUGUGCAGGGAAAUGCUUUAAUAUUUUUUUCUUAUAACAAAAUUGGCGAGUUAAACAGCAAUAGAGCCAGCCGCAGGCCUAUUUACAUAAUAUUGUCAACAAAUCACCAGCACACACACACCCAUGCAGACUCGAGCGCUUUGAGGAAAAUUAACAAUUUGCUUGACGAAGGAGAGUGUGAGGGGCAAACAACAAGAUCAAGUUGAGCGAAAUGCAAGUGAAAAUGCAAAUGCAAAUGCAACUGGAUUUAAAUUGAAAAGUGUCGGACAAAAAAGUGAAAACUAACUCAAUUGACAUUCUCCUGGGAUUGGAUCGGCUGCAGGCACAAAUAAAAGCAAAUAUGUCGAAUACUGAAGAGAGCGAGCUGGACCCGCAAAUUCAGAUUGAAUUGGAGAAUCUCAAUAGUGCCACGGAUGAGAUAAACAAACUGGAGAUCGAGUUGGAGGAGGCCAAUUCCACCUUUCGGAUUCUGUUGAACGAGUCCACACGGCGCCUGAAACUUUCAUCCAAGAAGCUGGGCAGCUGCAUCGAGAAGGCCCGUCCCUACCAUGAAGCUCUGGAGAAGGCACGCGAGGCACAAAUCGAAUGCCAGCAGGCAGCGGUUAAAUUCCAACGAGCCAAUGAAAUCCAUGCCGCGGCCAAGGAAACGGUGGCGCUGGCCGAGCAACGUUUCAUGUCCAACUCACACGAAUGGCAGUUCGACAACGCCUGGCAGGAGAUGCUGAACCAUGCCACCCAAAAGGUGAUGGAUGCUGAGACCCAAAAGGCCGACUGCCAUGCCGAGCACCAGAGACGGACGCGUCUCUUCCACACGGCCGAGCAGAAGUUGCAGCAGCUGGAGGACCGCUUCAGGAGGAGCAUCAACAAGUCGCGACCCUACUUCGAGGAGAAGCAAGUGUGUCAGGAUCAACUCCAGACCCAAAAGAAUCGAAUUCAAGAGCUGCAACAGCAGGUGGCUGGGGCCAAGAGCACUUAUUCCACGGCUUUGCGUAACCUGGAGAGGAUUAGCGAGGAUAUACAUAGGCAGCGCGGGGAUUAUCCCACACCGCCAGGACCCCGCGAGCCGGGAGUCGGUGCCGAGCUGAACACGCCCACGUCCAGUGCGUUGCCUUCGCUGCCGGACUUUCAGAUGGAGCUGGAGAAAUGCGACUAUCCCUCUAUAGCCGGCAGUCAAAUGUCAUUGGCGGUAAAACAGCCAGCCAACACAGCGGAAACUGAGGACGAAGAGGAUGCCUGCGACUACGAUGAGACGGGGGCUAGAGAGUUUCGAGGCGCGGUCGACGAAGGCGAUCUGGAGGCCCUGCGUCAGAAGGUGAAAAUCCUCGCAGUGCGCCCCAUCGAGGGCGGGGAUGGUCAGCAGCAGAACGAUGUCUGGGAGCACGAAUUGAAGGCCACGGUGGAUAAACUGGAUCAUCUAAUGAUGCUCAAGGAGUCAGCCAAGCGGCAGCAAACCGAAAGGUUGAAAUCAACCGAGCAGAGGCCCGACUCCCUUGGAGCCGAGGCCCUUGAACGCCACUGCGAUGUUGUGGUGAAGAUCACAAACACAACUAGCUUGCCAGUCACACCCCAGCAUCACCAGCAGGUGCCGCCGACGCCCAUCAAGAAGCUGCAACAGCAGCUGGCCCCCUUGCCCUCGGUAAAUGUGUCCAUGCGGGAGCUGCCGCUGCUGGCGCGUCUCUCAAACGAGCUCCUGGACCGCAGCAAUGCUGCCAUUGUCGGAGUGCGCCGUCAGCUACGCAGGCGCUCCCUGGAAUAGGAAUAGGAAUAGGAGGAGGAAGAGGGGAAGCAGCAGGGAACAGGAGAUUUGUUUAUAUUAAAUGAAUAAUUGUAAAAGCUAAAUGCCGCAUUUAAGUACACUCUCAACGAUAAGUCUACACACCUACAUGAUAUAUAUUUUCGUAUAAAUGUUGAUCAAUUUCUAAUCUAAUGUCUCUGUAUUUGUUUCUCACUGUUAAUACUAUGAAUAUGUAAAUGUUUUGUGAUUGAAAUGCGUAAAAAAGCAGAGAAGAUGAGGAGCAGGAGCUCUGCAAACAAUAAGCAGCUUUAAGUUAACUUUAACAUGAAUAGAAAGGGAAAAAAUCACUAAUAUAAAACGAAUGGGGCACCUGCACUAAAUAGUUUUGCCUAAAAAUAACACAGAAAAUAAUAAAAGAAAUAGAAGCCAUUUUCGAAAUGUAACCAAUUCAAUUAGGUAAUUACUCGUAAGAGGAAUUCUCAAAGGGAACGAAGAGAUCUAGAUCUAUAGAGAUGUAGUCCGUCUAAUCCACAAAUGAAAGUAUUUCUAACAUGUGUAGUAAGAUUCAUGAUAAUGAUAUCCCAAACUGAAUAAUAAAACAUAAAUUCUAA
Messenger RNA from Drosophila miranda, 2550 nucleotides. It is a transcript of the gene pcs, whose product is annotated as SH3 domain-binding protein 5 homolog. Bases 545 to 1960 code for a protein of 471 amino acids. The transcript has 4 exons. Lineage: Eukaryota; Metazoa; Arthropoda; Insecta; Diptera; Drosophilidae. Gene Ontology annotation, molecular function: protein kinase inhibitor activity. The record is from RefSeq and is a predicted model, not a curated record. Gene Ontology annotation, biological process: negative regulation of protein tyrosine kinase activity; intracellular signal transduction. Gene Ontology annotation, cellular component: cytoplasm.